AUGCUUCCGCCGCCCCCGCGCCAGCCGCCGCCCCAGGCGCGGGCGGCCCGCGGCGCGGUGAGCCUGCAGCGGGCCUUUCUGCGCGGCCCGCUGGGCGUGCUGCGGCUGCUGCAGCUGCUGGCCGGCACCGCCUUCUGGAUCACCAUCGCCACAAGCAGGUACCAGGGCCCGGUGCACUUCGCGCUCUUCGUGUCCGUGCUCUUCUGGCUGCUGACCCUGGGCCUCUACUUCCUCACGCUGCUGGGCAAGCACGAGCUGGUGCCCGUGCUGGGCUCGCGCUGGCUGGUGGUCAACGUGGCGCACGACCUGCUGGCGGCCGCGCUCUACGGCGCCGCGAUGGGCAUCAUGAUCAGCCAGACGCAGAGCCACAGCUACUGCAACCUCAAGGAUUACCAGAUGUCCUGCGCCUACCACGCCUUCCUGGCGGCCGCCGUCUGCGGCGGCCUCUGCCUCGGCCUCUACCUGCUCUCGGCGCUCUACGGCUGCUGCCGCCACUACCAGGGCGAGCAGGAGGUGGCGUGAGGUCGCUGCGCCGCG
Kogia breviceps (pygmy sperm whale) is the source of this 537-nucleotide messenger RNA. The record is from RefSeq and is a predicted model, not a curated record. Lineage: Eukaryota; Metazoa; Chordata; Mammalia; Artiodactyla; Physeteridae.